UUCACUCUUCACUUCACUUCACAAAUCAAAUGGCUACACUCUUAGGUUUCUCUCAGACCAAGUUUCACCACUGCAACCUCUCGGUCUCUUCUCCACCAUGCUCUUCUUCCUCCACAGUGGUCUCAAUGGUGAGGAGAUGCUCUGAUUCCAAGACUCUCCGGUCAAGCUUCCUCGGCCGUAUCACUUACAGUGAUCGCAUACCCUCUGGUCGGAGAAGCUCAUCAGCAGCGAAAAUGUCAUGGGAUGGUUCUCUUGCUUCUGUCAAGCUGAUCAUCCAAGGCAAAAACCUCGAGUUAUCAGAGGCAAUCAAGCAGCAUGUUGAGGAUAAAGUAGGGAAAGCUGUUCAGAAACACAGUCAUCUCGUCAGAGAAGUUGAUGUGAGACUCUCUGUUCGAGGUGGAGAGUUUGGUAAAGGACCUAAGAUCCGUAGAUGCGAGGUAACACUGUUUACAAAGAAGCAUGGUGUUGUGCGAGGUGAGGAAGAUGCUGAGACAGUAUACGCUUGUAUCGACUUGGUAUCAACUAUAAUACAGAGGAAGCUGAGGAAGAUCAAGGAGAAGGACUCUGACCAUGGAAGACACAUGAAAGGUUUCAACAGAUUGAAGGUGAGAGAGCCUGUGAUUGAGCCCGUUGUGGAUGAUCCUGAAGACGUUGUUGAGUCUACACCAGAAGAAGAUGAUGAUUUGAUCAAAGAGAUUGUGCGUACCAAGUACUUUGAGAUGCCACCAUUGACAGUCUCUGAGGCAGUGGAGCAGCUGGAGUUAGUAGCUCACGAUUUCUACGGCUUCCAGAAUGAAGAAACCGGUGAGAUUAACAUAGUGUACAAGAGAAGGGAAGGAGGGUAUGGUCUGAUAAUCCCUAAGAAAGAUGGCAAGGCUGAGAAAGUUGAGCCGCUUCCAACAGAGCAAUUGAAUGAACACUCUUUUGCUGAGUAGACUUUGUUUCUGUCUCAAAACCAAAACUGAUCUUACUUCUCUCCUUACAGUUGGUUUGCCUGUAUAGGGGCUAAGGGUUCUUGAGAAAAAAAAAACAGUGGAAGGAAUUUAAUCUGGUUAUGGUUAAGGAAGAACCAAUGUACAUAAUAAUAAAAAGCUAAAACUCUUUUUUAGAUUGUUCUGGUUUACUCUGUUUAAAGGUAAAAAGAAAACAUACCUUGAUAGCAAAAUUCAUUU
This is a messenger RNA of Eruca vesicaria subsp. sativa (arugula), 1172 nucleotides long. The record is from the annotation of a GenBank genome assembly. NCBI's taxonomy places the organism in Eukaryota, Viridiplantae, Streptophyta, Magnoliopsida, Brassicales, Brassicaceae.